Ambispora leptoticha is the source of this 530-nucleotide messenger RNA. NCBI's taxonomy places the organism in Eukaryota, Fungi, Glomeromycota, Glomeromycetes, Archaeosporales, Ambisporaceae. The record is from the annotation of a GenBank genome assembly.
AUGGAUAUCCAGCUCAGAAGGUUGAUGCGUCACAGGGCUGAUAUAGUUGUUGGCACCCCCGGAAGAGUUGAGGACUUGUUAUCAAGCCUUCCGCAUUUCAAUAGACAAUGCAUGGAAAUUAAAACUCUAAUCCUCGAUGAAGCAGAUCAGUUACUGGAUUUGGGAUUUCGUGAAGAUAUUGAGAGGAUUAUUCAAUAUUAUCCAAAGGAUCGUCAAACGUUUCUAUUUUCUGCCACAGUUUCACCACAAAUCCGACAAAUUGCAAAAUUUGCACUUAAGUCAGAUUACACAUUUAUCGAUACGGUUGAUCCGAAUGAUGUAAACACAAAUGUUCAAGUAAAGCAAACAUAUGCUAUUAUCCCUUAUCAUUUCCAUCUCGUUGCAAUCCGCAAAAUAAUCAAUGAUCAUAUGAAACAACACAAGAAUGGAAAAAUUAUUAUGUUUCUGCCGACAAGAAUGUCAACUAUACUUUACGCAGAUUUUCUUCGAAAUGUUGGCGAUGUUGAAGUUUUUGAGCUUCAUUCUGGAAA